This is a messenger RNA of Rhodofomes roseus, 692 nucleotides long. RefSeq names its product ribosomal protein S16. The record is from RefSeq and is a predicted model, not a curated record. Lineage: Eukaryota; Fungi; Basidiomycota; Agaricomycetes; Polyporales; Fomitopsidaceae. Bases 117 to 434 code for a protein of 105 amino acids. Gene Ontology annotation, cellular component: ribosome; mitochondrial small ribosomal subunit. Gene Ontology annotation, molecular function: structural constituent of ribosome. Gene Ontology annotation, biological process: mitochondrial translation. The transcript has 3 exons.
GGCGCGCUCACGCGAGGCGCGCUUGUGUGACAAGCACGCUCUUCGUGACUGUGCGUGACAUCCCGUAUACGCGGGAAGACAGCCGGCGGCUUCGACAACUCGUCCACAUCUCCUCCAUGGUCGUCCGCCUCCGCAUCUCGUUACACGGCCCCCGGAACAACAAAACCCAUCGGCUCGUCGCCAUCGAUGGGAGCGCGAGGCGCAAUGCCCACCCCAUCGAGGUCCUAGGCAUGUGGAAUCCGCGCACACAGCUGGGCGAGACCACCAAAACAGUUCGCUGGAGUGUGGAACGGAUACGGUACUGGUUAGGAGUGGGUGCACAGCCGUCAAAGACGGUGCAAGAGCUGCUGGACUUGGCUCGCAUUCAGCCUCCGGCCGCGAAAACCUCACAUAGCGAAGCUUCUGAAGCCUCAAAACCGGCUCAGAGCUCAUGACACGAUAACAGUUCAUGCCAUCGCCAGCAUCAUCUUGUCGAAGUCUCAGGUUCAUGGGUUUGAUGCGACCAUUAGGGGAUUUCGAAGAGAGGCAGGAGAUGUUUCGGCUUGGCAUGGUUGCACACACAUAUUCGCAGUAGCCCUUUAGCACACCUAUUAUUUCAUCAUGUCCGGAUACCUCUGCAAGCUCCUUCGCAGUGAGGUCAUCGUCGUCCUUGGGCUCCGUCAGGGAUGUCUAGUAUGCUAGAACACUGGCAG